AUGUUAGACACAAUUAGUGAUGAUCAUAAUAAGCAAUUGAUAAAUAGUAAUUGUAAACGCACAAAUUGCAAAGCUUUUGUUGCAUUCAAAGCUAUACCACAUUCUUCAGAAGUUUACCUGUGGCGCUUUGAACAACAACACAACCACAAAUUGAUCAAUCAAGAUUGUAUGCAUCUUUCAAGAGCUAAACGUCAGUUGAGUGUUGUUGAUCAAGCUUUUAUACAUAAGCUUUCGAGUGCAAAGGUGGGGGCAACUACAGCAUAUAGAAUAAUGUGUGUUAUAAAAGGAGGAUGUGAAUUUGUUGAUGGACUAGAGAUAGAUUGGAAAAAUUUUACAAGGGAUAUAAAUUGUCACAUCGGGGGAACUGAUGCAAAUUUGUUGAUUACAAAGCUUCAGAAUCGUAAAGAGAAUGUUACAAAUUUUACAUACGAAUACAGAUGUGACAAGAAGCAGUUAAAUGCUCUCUUUUGGGCUGAUGACACUUCAAAACAAAACUAUGAGUUAUUUGGGGACGUUGUUUCGUUUGAUGCAACAUAUCGUACAAACAUGUAUUGUAUGGUAUUUGUACCUUUUACUAGCAUUGAUAAUCACAAAAGGUGCGUCACUUUUGGAGCUGGUUUGUUGUGUAGAGAAGAUACAAAUUCCUAUAUUUGGUUACUUCGGUCAUUCUUGAAGUGUUUUGGAAAAGCACCAAUCAUGGUCGUGACCGAUCAAGAUCCAGCAAUGAAAAAAGCUAUUGAGAUAGUAAGCUGGGAAACAAUGAAUGAAUCAGAUUUUAAGGCGGACUUCAAUAGUAUAGUAUGGGACUCCAAAAUUGCUGUCAAUGAUUUUGAAAUGAGAUGGGAUGCAUUAAUGGUAAAAUAUAAGUUGCAAGACAAUAAAUGGAUGAAAGAUAUGUUUGAUUUGAGAAGCAGUUGGAUUCCAGCCUAUUUUAAAGAUGUACCGAUGUCAGGUCUAAUGAGAACAACUUCUCGGUCAGAAAGUGAGAAUUCAGCAUUCAAUAGGGCAAAGGAAUAA
Molecule: messenger RNA, 1017 nt
Organism: Lactuca sativa (garden lettuce)
Lineage: Eukaryota; Viridiplantae; Streptophyta; Magnoliopsida; Asterales; Asteraceae
Source: RefSeq, a predicted model, not a curated record